This is a messenger RNA of Bipolaris zeicola 26-R-13, 192 nucleotides long. RefSeq lists its product as uncharacterized. The transcript has a single exon. Bases 1 to 192 code for a protein of 63 amino acids. Lineage: Eukaryota; Fungi; Ascomycota; Dothideomycetes; Pleosporales; Pleosporaceae. The record is from RefSeq and is a predicted model, not a curated record.
AUGAUACCAGAUAUUUUUUGUUUCAUUCUUGUUCUUCUUUUGGUUUUCAUAUCUUUCGACAGCCAAAUUGUGCUGAAAGCGUUUUUUGCUUCUUACUUCUUUCUUCUCUCUUGUUCAAACUGGUCAACUAUGUAUCUGUGGGUCCAUAUAUCUUGCGGGCGUUUUUUUCUUUUUCUUUUUGUUCGGGCAUGA